CAGAGAUGCUCGCGGUUAGCCGUUUUGUAGCGUGGGCCUAUAUCUUAAACAGAGUGCAGAAACCGGACAGUUAAAAUUUUAGGAAGAGCCUCGCCACACGCACUGUCUGCAAAACGGGUUGCACUUGGAUUACGGAUUGGUGAACUGUCAAAGGGUUAACGGCUAAAGACUGGGGUAUAUCUUCAGUAAAGCAUUAUUCGCGCGCCGGUCCUAAAAAGUAGCCUUUAUAGCUGAAAUUAUUAAAACAAUGGCAGUUGUCUCAUUUGAUAGAUUUUGUUAUGCUAUUAAUAAUAUCGCGUUUACAUUCUUUCUACUCCGUUUGUAAAAAUCUUGUUAUCAGACAUUUCGUUUAGUUAAAUAGCAUCACGGAGAAUGGAAGUCUUUUCAGAAGACGCUUCCCGUCUACGUAGGCUGAACAUCAGGCUCUACUGAAAUACAUCGGUACUGGAUCCCGUACGGAAUUUCAAUCUUUCAAUUCAAUUUUUACCAAGAUUUUGGUUGGACUUGACAGUAUGUGGUUAAGAAGCUCCCAUUGGCUGUUGGUGUCUGUCCUGGUGAGUGGAGCCGUCACCAGGGAGUCCGGCCCUGCAUCCACCAGCCCCGGCGCGUCUCUAAGUCCAGUCCUGACCGUAAUGGAAGACGAGAGGCGGACCGCGACAGAGGGUCAAUACAAAUGCCUUGAACUGUUGAGCCAGGACCAGCAGCACAACAAAACAGGUGCGUUCUGUAGCCGUAUGUGGGAUGGUUUGCUAUGUUGGGACGAGACUCCGGUUGGAUCCUAUGCUACACAGAGCUGCCCAGGACACCAUGGCGUGGAUACCUCCGGAAAAGUGUCAAAAUAUUGUGAUGAAUCUGGUAAUUGGGUCCAAAGUCCUUCCAUUAAUACGACCUGGUCCAACUGCCUGACGCUCUCCAAGGACAGAUUAAAGGUGAGUCUGGUGGAACCUGCAUCUCUCGUGCCUACUUUGGAGAUUCCCUUCAGCCCCCGGGUAAACCAAGACGAGGAGACGAGGAAGAAGAUUAUUGACAGUCAAUACAAAUGCUUUGAGAAGAUGAACAGAGACCUGCCUUAUAACAAAUCAGGCCUGUACUGUAACCGGACCUGGGACGGGUGGCUGUGUUGGGAGGACACACCUGCAGGCACAGUGAGCUGGCAGAACUGCCCUAACUAUUUCCAGGACUUUGAUUCAACUGAAAAAGCUACAAAGAUCUGUACUGAAUCGGGACAGUGGUUCCGGCACCCAGACACCAACCGGACGUGGUCCAACUACACCCUCUGUAACUACCACACUACGGGCAAACUGAAGAUGGCUUACAUCCUGUACUACAUGGCAAUUGUGGGUCACGCUUUAUCAAUAGCCUCCCUCAUGAUCUCUCUGGCCAUAUUCUUCUACUUCAGGAGCCUAAGCUGCCAAAGGAUCACCCUUCAUAAGAACCUCUUUGUCUCCUAUGUCCUCAACUCUGCUCUCACACUCAUCUACCUCAUAGCAGUGGUCAACAACCCCGACGUGGUGGAAAGAAAUCCAGUUGGCUGUAAGGUGCUGCACUUCUUCCACAUGUACAUGCUGGGCUGUAACUACUUCUGGAUGCUGUGCGAGGGGAUCUACCUGCACACCCUCAUCGUGGUGGCCGUGUUCGCCGAGGAGCAGCGUCUCCACUGGUACUACCUCUUAGGCUGGGGGUUCCCCUUAGUGCCUGCAUCCAUCCACGCCGUAGCCAGGAAGAAGUAUUUCGAUGACAACUGCUGGAUGAGUGUGGAGACCCAUCUGCUCUACGUGGUUCACGGCCCCAUCAUGGCAGCGCUGCUCGUGAAUCUGUUCUUUUUGCUGAACAUUGUGAGGGUCCUUGUCACCAAGCUGAGGGACACUCACCGGGCAGAGUCUAACAUGUACAUGAAGGCAGUGAGAGCCACCCUGAUCUUGGUCCCUCUGCUGGGCAUCCAGUUUGUCAUCUUUCCCUGGAGGCCAGAGAACCGGCUGGUGGGGGAGAUCUAUGACUACAUCAUGCAUAUAUUAAUGCAUUACCAGGGUUUACUAGUGGCAACAAUAUUCUGCUUUUUCAAUGGCGAGGUGCAGGCAGCUCUGAAGAGGCAGUGGGUGCAGUACAAAGCCCAGUGGGGUCAGAGGCGGAGGGACCACUGCUCGAUGCGCUCCACCUCCUACACCGCGACCUCCAUCACCGAGGUGCCGUCCUUCAUGUACCAUCACGACUGCAGCAGCGAACACUUGAACGGCAGACAUGCGGCCGACCAGUCCGAACUGGUGGCCCUGAAGUCGGCGGACGCUUGUGCCUAGCGGACCGGCGAUGCGACGGCGA
Molecule: messenger RNA, 2316 nt
Organism: Esox lucius (northern pike)
Lineage: Eukaryota; Metazoa; Chordata; Actinopteri; Esociformes; Esocidae
Gene: calcr
Product: calcitonin receptor
Exons: 16
Coding region: 513-2294 (593 amino acids)
Biological process (GO): positive regulation of cytosolic calcium ion concentration; adenylate cyclase-activating G protein-coupled receptor signaling pathway; cell surface receptor signaling pathway
Cellular component (GO): plasma membrane; axon
Molecular function (GO): calcitonin receptor activity; amylin receptor activity
Source: RefSeq, a predicted model, not a curated record